Xylona heveae TC161 is the source of this 380-nucleotide messenger RNA. RefSeq lists its product as hypothetical. The record is from RefSeq and is a predicted model, not a curated record. Lineage: Eukaryota; Fungi; Ascomycota; Xylonomycetes; Xylonales; Xylonaceae. The transcript has a single exon. The coding region runs from base 94 to 315 and encodes 73 amino acids.
GUGGACUCAUUGCUGGGAGUUAGUUCAGCGCGGAAAAAGUCGAUGCCUCACCCUUGCAACAGUGAAUACGGUUGCGGGGGUUCGGCAUAGUGGAUGUUGCAGUGCAAGUUCAAAUUCUGUGCCUGUCGAGCGGUGGUACAUUCGUUUGCCUUACAUAUUCUGAUUGGUCAGGCGUUACUAUGGGGGAACGGGAACCUAACCUUUUAUUUAUUUAUUUUUUUGAUACAACCUCUUUCUUUUCUUAUAUAUAUGUAUUCAUCUUUUAUAUCUUUGUUUCCAUUUCCAUUUCUUCACUUUUAUGCUUCCCAAUUUUAAUUAUCUCAUUAUAUCUAAAUUGGAUUUAAAAUAUAUGUUAACUUGAAUAUCAUAAAAAACAAGGG